Molecule: messenger RNA, 2694 nt
Organism: Cuscuta epithymum
Lineage: Eukaryota; Viridiplantae; Streptophyta; Magnoliopsida; Solanales; Convolvulaceae
Source: the annotation of a GenBank genome assembly
GCAGUUCUCAUUUCUAAGUAACGUUCUGGGUAUAGAGAUUUUGCCAGCUCAAUUCCCGUUCAACCUGGAAUCGGGUCAAUUUCUUCUUGGUUAGAUUUCGUACGGAUCAGUUCCUGUCGAAUUAUAGGACUACUAUAAUUCGUAUGAAUCUAUGAUUGUCGUCGUUGGACCAGUUUUUAGCCUUCUGUAGACUGGUUUUUAGACUGGAAUCCAACACCAGAAAGCUUGUGGAAUGUCGCGAAUAAGUAAUCCAGGAUUUCUUGUUUCAUGGGCUCACCAGAAAACCUCGGAAAGCAGCUCAUCAAACUGAAUUGCCUCCUUGCUGACUUCGCUAGGUCCCGCCAAUUCUACAGUGCUCUCGACCUCUUCCACCAUAUCCACUCCUCCCACCACCUCAGACCCGACCAUUACACUCUCUCCACCGCCCUCACUGCCUGUGCAAACAGCCAAGACACCGUCUUGGGCUCUCAAAUCCACGCCUUUGGCUUUCGAUCCGGGCUAAGAAUUUUUUCCCAUGUUUCGAAUGCUCUACUCUCCUUCUAUGCCAAGACCCAAUAUUUGUGUUGUGUUAAAAGGCUUUUCGGAGAAAUUGGGUAUCCGGAUGCUUAUUCGUGGACUACUUUGCUGUCUGCCUGCACGAAACUUGGCGAACUGGAGUAUGCAGUCCAGGUCUUUGAUCAGAUGCCGCAUAGAGACGUUGCUGUGUGGAAUGCCGUUAUUACUGGUUGUGCAGAAAGCGGCUAUGACGAGCUUGCGUUCAAUUUGUUCAAAAAAAUGCACUCUUUGGGCGUUUCACACGAUAAUUACACUUUUGCCAGUGUCUUGAGUCUUUGCUCUUUGGAGCUAUGGAGGUUUGGCGGGCAAAUUCAUUCAAUGGUGGUCAAGACUGGGUUUUUUGUUAGAACCUCUGUUAUCAACGCUUUGCUGACAAUGUAUUAUAACUUCAAAUCUGUUUCAGAUGCGUUCAGAGUUUUUGAAGACGCAGAGGACGGAGUUGUUGAUCAAAUAACUUACAAUGCAAUGAUUGCCGGGCUAGUAAGCCUGGAAAGAAAUGAGGAUGCUCUGGUGAUGUUCAAGCAUAUGCAAGACAUCCAUCUGAUGCCAACCGGGUUGACUUUUGUCAGUUUAAUGGGUUCAUGUUCUGAUGCAAGAAUUGCAGCUCAAAUUCAUUCACUCGUAGUAAAACAUGGUUUUCAAGAUUGCACUUCUGUCGGUAAUGCUGCCAUAACAAUGUAUUCCAAUUGUAAUGACUUUAAAUCCAUUCUUUUAGUGUUUGAAAGAAUAAAGGAGAGGGAUGUUGUGUCGUGGAAUUCCAUCAUAACAAACUAUGCUCAACAAGAGGAUAUGUUUGGAGAAGCAAUCUUGGCAUACCUUGCAAUGCAGAGAGAACAGGUUUCUCCUGAUCAAUUCACUUUAGGAAGCUUGUUAUCAAAUUCACAGUCAGUAAUUGAUGUCGAGAUAAUUCUAUCCAUCGCAAUUAAGAGUGGGCUUAUCUUGAAAAUUGAAGUUUCAAAUUCAUUAAUUUCUUCCCUUUCUAUGUUUGGGGAAAUAGAGCGGGCCUACAGGUUUUUCCGCGACGACAUGCUGUCAAGAAACUUGGUCACAUGGAAUGCAAUUAUUUCUGGUUGUCAAUCGAAUGGAUUGCCUGUGCAGGGUUUAAACCUCUUUAGUGAGCUUCUGGGGAUAGGUUUAAGGCCCAAUGCUUCCACUCUCAGCAUAGUCUUGAGUUUAUGUGCAACUAUUCCUUCUCUCCCGCACGGAAAACAGAUUCAUGGAUAUAUUCUUAAAUUUGGGUUAUUUUAUGAAUAUUCUUCUUUGGGAAACACUCUAAUUGCUCUCUACUCGAAGUGUGGGGUUUUGCAUUGGUCCGUGAGGGUGUUCCAGAUUAUGACUGUAGGGCAAAUGCAACAGGUCCUAAGAGAUGUUGUUACGUGGAAUUCAAUGAUAUCUGCAUAUGCACAACAUGGGAAAGGAAGGGAAGCUGUUUGUUGCUUUGAAAUGAUGACAGGUUCGGGCGGAGUAGAACCAGACAAGGCGACUUUUACUGGAGUUCUAUCAGCUUGUAGUCAUGCAGGCUUGGUUAAAGAUGGGAUACAAAUGUUUAACUCGAUGGUAAAUACUUUUGAUAUUAAGCCUGGAGUGGAGCACUUCUCUUGCAUUGUGGAUAUUCUUAGCCGUGCUGGAUAUCUUGAUGAGGCGGAAAAGAUGGUAAAUGAGAAAAGAGUUUUUGAGAUAGAAGAUCCCACUGUUUGGUGGGGUUUGUUCAGUUCAUGCGCAGCACAUGGUAAUGCAAGAUUAGGAAGAAUGGUUGCUGGGAUUCUGCUGGAGACUGAAAAGGAUAACCCGGCAGUUUAUGUGAUGUUGUCAAAUAUUUAUGCUGAUGCAGGGAAAUGGGAAGAAUCAGCUAGUGUUAGGGAAUUAAUGCAGAGAUAUAGGGUUGUAAAGCAACCUGGUAGUAGUUGGAUUAGAUCAUCAUAGCUCCAUAUUACUGUGAAGCAAUCUUGCUGAAAUUUUGAUCUAGGGUCAAAAUUGCACUAUAAUCUUAUCAUAUAGUUCAGCAGAAAGAAUUAUUAAUCCAACAAUUUUUUGGUUUCUUAGAGAUUAUAUCAAUAAUAAGAGAUUGAUAAAACAUGUAAUUACAAAGGAGACCAAUUUGAAUUAUGUGUGCAAAGACAUAGUUGCAAAUAUUUAUGU